Hipposideros armiger (great roundleaf bat) is the source of this 1540-nucleotide messenger RNA. RefSeq names its product CDC like kinase 4 (gene CLK4). Bases 125 to 1540 code for a protein of 471 amino acids. NCBI's taxonomy places the organism in Eukaryota, Metazoa, Chordata, Mammalia, Chiroptera, Hipposideridae. Gene Ontology annotation, cellular component: nucleus. Gene Ontology annotation, molecular function: ATP binding; protein serine/threonine kinase activity; protein tyrosine kinase activity. The record is from RefSeq and is a predicted model, not a curated record. Gene Ontology annotation, biological process: regulation of RNA splicing; peptidyl-tyrosine phosphorylation. The transcript has 13 exons.
GGCUGGGCGGCUUUCCAGUCUUUUAGGUCUCGAAGCCAGUGUCGGAGAGAAGACAGGGUUCGGGGCCUCGGCGACUUGGGUACCUUCGGGGCACAGUUCUGCUGGUGGUCUUUAAAACCUAAAGAUGCGCAGGUGUUAUGGUAGAUUUAAAAUCCUGGGGCAAAAAGACGGCGGUUCUGCCACUGACUCUUCUCUGAGGGCCCUGGCUGCUCGCAUCGCGCCUCCAGAGGCCAGGUCUCGCGCGUCGGCGAGAGCGAAGACUUGUCGGGAGACCCUUCGAGAGCCGCCCCUCGGAUGCGGCAUUCCAGAAGAACUCACUGCUCUCAUUGGGAUGGUAGAGAAAGCUGGGGACAUGAAAGCUACAGUGAAAGUCACAAACGAAAGAGGAGAUCCCACAGUAGUACGCAAGAGAACAGACAUUGUGAACCACAUCAACAGUUUAAAGAAUCUGAUUGAUGUUCCAUUGGGACUGUUUACCAGAUUGCUUUCUAAAUUAGCCAGCUGGGGUUACUUUAAAAAACAUCAUUAUUUAGAAGCAAGGUCUUUGAAUGAGAGAGAUUAUCGGGACCGGAGAUACGUUGAUGAAUACAGAAAUGAUUACUGCGAAAGAUACAUUCCUAGACAUUAUCACAAAGACGUUGAAAGCCAUUACCGAAUCCACUGCAGUAAAUCUUCAGUCCAAAGCAGGAGAAGCAGUCCUAAAAGGAAGCGUAAUCGACACUGUUCAAGUCACCAGUCCCAUUCGAAGAGCCACCGAAGGAAAAGAUCCAGGAGUAUAGAGGAUGAUGAGGAGGGUCACCUGAUCUGUCAAAGUGGAGACGUUCUAAGAGCAAGAUAUGAAAUCGUGGACACUUUGGGUGAAGGGGCUUUUGGCAAAGUUGUAGAGUGCAUUGAUCAUGGCAUGGAUGGCAUGCAUGUAGCAGUGAAAAUCGUAAAAAAUGUAGGUCGAUACCGUGAAGCAGCUCGUUCAGAAAUCCAAGUAUUAGAGCAUUUAAAUACUACUGAUCCCAAUAGCAUCUUCCGAUGUGUCCAGAUGCUCGAAUGGUUUGAUCAUCAUGGUCAUGUUUGUAUUGUGUUUGAACUUCUGGGACUUAGUACCUAUGAUUUCAUUAAAGAAAACAGCUUUCUACCAUUUCAAAUUGACCAUAUCAGGCAGAUGGCAUAUCAGAUCUGCCAGUCAAUAAAUUUUUUGCAUCAUAAUAAAUUAACCCAUACAGACCUGAAGCCUGAAAAUAUUUUAUUUGUGAAGUCUGACUAUGUAGUCAAAUAUAAUUCUAAAAUGAAACGUGAUGAACGCACACUGAAAAACACAGAUAUCAAAGUUGUGGACUUUGGAAGUGCAACAUACGAUGAUGAGCAUCAUAGUACAUUGGUAUCGACACGACAUUACAGAGCUCCAGAGGUCAUUUUGGCUUUAGGUUGGUCUCAGCCUUGUGAUGUUUGGAGCAUAGGUUGCAUUCUUAUUGAAUAUUACCUUGGUUUCACAGUCUUUCAGCUGAGCCAUCCUGCCACCUGUUGGCAGCUCAGCUCAGGGUUGUGA